This is a messenger RNA of Histoplasma capsulatum G186AR, 2283 nucleotides long. RefSeq names its product dolichyl-phosphate-mannose-protein mannosyltransferase 1. The coding region runs from base 1 to 2283 and encodes 760 amino acids. The record is from RefSeq and is a predicted model, not a curated record. Gene Ontology annotation, biological process: protein O-linked glycosylation via mannose. NCBI's taxonomy places the organism in Eukaryota, Fungi, Ascomycota, Eurotiomycetes, Onygenales, Ajellomycetaceae. Gene Ontology annotation, molecular function: dolichyl-phosphate-mannose-protein mannosyltransferase activity. The transcript is spliced from 5 exons. Gene Ontology annotation, cellular component: membrane; endoplasmic reticulum.
AUGGCCUCCAAGCCUGCCAAAGGUGGGCUGGAGGUGAAGCCCCAGAACCGUAACGGUCGUUCGCCAUCCCGAUCCCCUGGUCAUAGGAAUCGGAAAAAAGCUGCGGCGUCGAAAAAGCUCGACUACAGCUCUGAAGGGAUUUCGGAUUAUGAUGUACUUCAGUUGCCAGUUUCAGAUUAUAAAAUUGUGUUGUUGUUGACGGCUGUAUCCGUUGUGGUCCGGCUGUUCAGGAUCUACCAGCCAACAAGUGUGGUAUUCGAUGAAGUGCACUUCGGUGGAUUUGCGACCAAAUAUAUCAAUGGAAAGUUUUUCAUGGACGUACAUCCCCCGCUCGCGAAAAUGCUCAUCGCCCUUGUCGGAUACCUGGCUGGAUUUCGCGGUGACUUCGACUUCAAGGAAAUCGGGAAGGACUAUUUGGAGCCCGGGGUUCCAUACGUAGCUAUGCGUAUGCUGCCCGCAAUAAUGGGUAUUAUGGCUGUCCCAACCAUGUUUCUUACGUUGAAGGCAUACGGGUGCCGAACAUCCACAGCUUCUAUGGGCGCGCUUCUUGUUACGUUUGAGAACGGUCUUGUUACCCACAAGCAGCAGCAGAUUACUUUAUAUCCCCAUAAGGAUGAAAACAACAUCUGGAUCAUGGAAAACCAAACUCAGCCAUUGGGUGAAUAUGGAGAAAUCGAGGGACCAUCUGCCUGGGAUAACCUGACUGCUAACCACGUCAUAGACGGGUCAGUGAUCAAGCUCUAUCACACAAGCACUCAACGAAGACUUCAUUCCCAUGAUGUACGCCCACCCGUAACGGAAGAGGAAUGGCAGAAUGAGGUAUCUGCUUAUGGCUAUGAAGGGUUUGCCGGUGAUGCGAACGACUUAUUCCGCGUUGAAAUUGUCCGAUCAAUGUCCGAUGGUGACGAAGCGCAGAAGCGCAUCCGCACAAUCCAGACGAAAUUCAAACUCGUCCAUGUGAUGACAGGAUGCGUUCUAUUUUCGCAUAAGGUGAAGCUUCCAGAAUGGGGAUUUGAGCAGCAGGAAGUUACAUGCGCCAAAGGCGGCUCCUUACCCAAUAGCAUUUGGUAUGUUGAGCAAAAUGACCAUCCAAUGCUCGGACCAGAUGCCGAGAAGGUCAAUUACAAGCUUCCUGGGUUCCUGGGCAAAUUCUGGGAACUUCAGAAAGUUAUGUGGACAACGAACGCAGGCCUGCUCGAUUCACAUGCUUGGGAUUCCAGACCUCCUUCGUGGCCAACUCUUUUACGCGGUAUUAAUUUUUGGAGUAGAGAGCACCGCCAGAUCUACCUGAUGGGGAAUCCCCUUAUUUGGUGGUCUUCAACUACUGCAAUCAUUGCCUAUGUCAUUUUUAAGGCCAUUGCCACGCUACGGUGGCAACGCAGCUGCCAUGAUUAUAAAAACGUCACCUUCAAACGAUUCGAUUAUGAGAUUGGCCAAACUGUUCUAGGAUGGGCUUUCCACUACUUCCCUUUCUAUCUUAUGGCCCGCCAACUCUUCCUUCAUCACUAUUUCCCGUCUUUAUACUUUGCCAUCCUUGCAUUCUGUCAGGUCAUCGACUAUGGCGUCAACAGAAUCAGUCUGUCUGGCAUGGUGAGCAGCAAACGUGUAAUUGGCAAGAUAUUCAUGGUGCUCUUCGUUGUUUUGUCUAUUGUGACUUUCACCAUGCUCUCGCCCUUGGCGUAUGGUAACCCUUGGACUAAAGCUGCAUGCCGCAGAGCCAAGCUUCUUGAUUCUUGGGAUUUUGAUUGUAAUCUCUUCCAUAAUGAUCUAGCUGAUUAUCAGAAAGCAAGCUUUGUUGGUGGAACUACACAAUCCGUACAGGCAAUACCAACUCCCGAGUCGCAACAGCAGCAGCAACAGGUUGUUGACCAGGCGGAAGGAGGAGACAAUGCUGCGUUGGUGACCCCUAGACAAAACCUAGCGUCUACCCAUCUCGACUCAGUGGUAUAUCGUGAUCAGCAUGGAAAUAUUUUGAAUGAAGAGCAAGUUGCAAUGCUGGAGAAAAAUGGCAACGUUUCAUUUGAAACCAGAUAUGAAACCAAGACACGAAUAAUCGAUGCUCAGGGUCGCGAGGUUAAUGGGGAACAACUUGCCCCUUACCACCCCGAUGCGGAGGGACAGAAUCCCGAAACAGCAGGCCAAGGCGGCAUGGUAGGUGAGGUGCCUAUUAACAAACCUGCAUCCGUCCCUGGUGAUGAGAAAUCUGUAGAACGGGAGGACGAUGGUAAGCCCAGACCCGCAAGUGAAGGCAAUGAGGCUACGAAAAAGGAUGAAGGAAAUUGA